CACAACAGCCUCCAAGCAACCCAGCUUCCUUCUUCCCAUCACAAGAAACCCUAAGACGCAGUAGAAGAUCUACUCGCCAUGGCCCCGAAGAAAGGAGUAAAGCUGACGGCUUCGUCCAAGAAGAAGCCUGAGAAGGUUGUCAAUCCGUUGUUCGAGAAGCGUCCGAAGCAGUUUGGAAUCGGCGGGGCUUUGCCUCCGAAGAGGGAUUUGCACAGGUUCGUGAAGUGGCCGAAGACUGUUCAAAUCCAGAGGAAGAAGAGAAUUCUUAAGCAGAGAUUGAAGGUCCCUCCAGCUCUAAACCAGUUCACCAAGACCUUGGAUAAGAACCUAGCAACAAGUCUGUUCAAGUUGCUCCUUAAGUAUAGGCCUGAAGACAAAGCAGAGAAGAAGGAACGUCUUCUGAAACGUGCCCAAGCUGAGGCUGAAGGGAAAACUGCGGAAGCCAAGAAGCCCAUUGUCGUGAAAUAUGGGCUCAACCAUGUCACCUACCUGAUUGAGCAGAAUAAGGCACAAUUGGUUGUGAUCGCUCAUGAUGUUGACCCUAUUGAGUUGGUCGUUUGGCUCCCUGCCUUGUGCAGAAAGAUGGAGAUCCCUUACUGUAUCGUCAAGGGGAAAUCGCGUUUGGGAUCGAUUGUCCACAAGAAAACAGCGGCUGCAUUGUGCUUGACAACAGUGAAGAAUGAGGACAAGUUGGAGUUCAGCAAAGUCCUGGAGGCCAUCAAGGCUAACUUUAACGACAAGUACGAUGAGUACAGAAAGAAGUGGGGAGGUGGUAUCAUGGGCUCCAAAUCACAGGCCAAGACCAGGGCCAAGGAAAAACUUUUGGCCAAGGAAGCCGCUCAGAGGCUGAGCUAAGACCAUAAGCACAUUAGACCUGGAAUUGGAUGAGCCUCUUUCCUAUUUAUUGAUUUUCAUGGCUAUUUUCCUGCUCUUUCUUUUUGUGUACUUGAAAAGGACCGUGUAGCUACAAAUAGAGUGCGGAUGUUCUUUUCAUCUGGUUUAACAUCCAAGACAACCUUUAGUUCUCUUCUUGGUUUUAAUUUGAAGUAUUUUUAUUUAAUUCGAGGAUCACUUUAGUGCU
Molecule: messenger RNA, 1081 nt
Organism: Morus notabilis
Lineage: Eukaryota; Viridiplantae; Streptophyta; Magnoliopsida; Rosales; Moraceae
Product: 60S ribosomal protein L7a-2
Exons: 7
Coding region: 79-855 (258 amino acids)
Biological process (GO): ribosome biogenesis
Cellular component (GO): ribonucleoprotein complex
Source: RefSeq, a predicted model, not a curated record